This is a messenger RNA of Meloidogyne enterolobii, 1288 nucleotides long. Lineage: Eukaryota; Metazoa; Nematoda; Chromadorea; Rhabditida; Meloidogynidae. The record is from the annotation of a GenBank genome assembly.
UUUUUAGCCUUAUUGGCAAAAUGUGUAAUUGGCAAAAUAUGGGGAGACAACGGGAUUUUAUGUUUCUCUUGGGGGGUUUAUUGUUGGUCACUUUCGUAGCAAUUUGUAAGAUAAUCGUUUAAUGUCGAGAUGCAUAGCGCUUUUUAACAUCAUUUUUUUGUUUGUAACACUUUAACCAUUUGUUUUUUUGUUGCUUUUUAGUCUUUCAAUGAUUGUUAAACACGUUUUGCUAAAUUGUCGUUUUUUCGUUUCAAAAUCUAGUAAUAAAAGAAGAUUUUUACUUCCAAUCAAACAACAAUUAGCUUUAUUCUCUUCUUCAAAAUUUCCACAAAUGUCGUCUUCUUCUAUUGAUAUCAAUCCAAAAUGUUACCCUUUGGUUGAAAGAGGAAAUGUUGUUGAUGAUUACCAUGGAAAGAAGAUUCCGGAUCCGUAUAGAGCGCUAGAAGAGCCGGACGCUGAAAUCACAAAAGAUUUUGUUCAGAAGAUUAAUUCAAUAUCAGAGCCUUUCUUUCAAGCGUGUUCUUGCAGAGAAGUUUUCAGAGAACGUUUGACUUCAACUUGGGACUAUGAAAAGUUUGGUUGCCCAUCGAUUCAUGGCGAUUAUUAUUAUUACUUUUACAAUUCUGGUCUUCAAAAUCAUUAUGUUUUGUAUCAACAAAAAACUUUGGAUGAAAAAGGAAAAGUCUUUAUGGAUCCAAACACAUGGUCAGAGGAUGGUACAACUUCUCUAUCUCUCACUUCUUGGACUGAAGACGGAACACUACUCGCCUAUGGUGUUAGUGAAAAAGGAAGUGAUUGGAAAACCAUUAAAUUCAGAAAAUGUACGGGAGAAGAAUUGGCUGAUGUGAUUCCUGGUGUUAAAUUUUCUGGUUUGUCUUGGUUGCACGACAACUCUGGUGUAUUUUAUUCGAAAUAUCCUGAAGUUAAAACUACGGCCGAAGGCAGUUCAACGGAAAAAUAUGAGUACCAUUCUCUAUAUUUCCAUCGCCUUGGAACCGAUUCAAAAGAAGACGUUUUGGUUUAUGAACGUCGAGAUGAUCCUAGUUAUUUUAUUGAUGUUUUGGUUUAUGAACGUCGAGAUGAUCCUGGUUAUUUUAUUAAUGCUUGGGUUUCUGACGAUGGAAAAUUUCUUUUUAUAACUUUUACUUGGGACGUGAUUAUUGAGGAAGAUCCAAAAAGAAAAUUAGAUUGGGCUAUGGUGGUAGAUGGAAAUAAAUUGCUUGUUUAUUAUAUGGAAGAUGUUAAGUUGCCGUGGUCGCACGCUCUUCGCACUGAAGCUUCUGAAUGA